Closterium sp. NIES-65 is the source of this 159-nucleotide messenger RNA. NCBI's taxonomy places the organism in Eukaryota, Viridiplantae, Streptophyta, Zygnematophyceae, Desmidiales, Closteriaceae. The record is from the annotation of a GenBank genome assembly.
CUGAGGGACGCUCGUAGGGAUCCAAACGAAGCCCUACAGAGUACAGACACGUACAAGCGCAGUCUGCUGGAGCAUCAGCUCCCCCAGGAGACCCUUCAGGGGCUUCUGGCCAUGCGGAGAUCGGCAGCAGAAGAUGACCCUUACUACCUCAAGUACAUU